AUUGCCCUUUACUUCGGAUAUGAUGCCGAGCUCGACUCCGAACCGCUUGGCACUCAGACCAGGAAAGCUUCCCGCGUGUAAUCCGUGUCGAGCAAUCAAGCUACGCUGUGACCAUAGAAAACCGAUUUGUUCCCGAUGUAGAGAACGAGGGUUGGAGGAUGACUGUAUUUACCGGCCUCGACCGUUCAAAAGACCCUCCGGCAAGGAUAUUGUUCACAGGCACAGGCUCGGAACCGACCAGACUUCUCUAUCCCCGCCGUUGCCGUCUCCUCUUCCCACCGAGAAUGAGGCUGGUGCGACUGCGCCUGGUAUAGAAGCAGUAGGCCCAUUCACCAGCUUCAGGGUUUCAUCAUCCGUCCAGUAUCCCAAUCCCGGUUACCUCGGCUCGUCGAGCCAUACGACGUUCUUUGAUCAGCUGCAGGUCCGACAAACCCCUGAGGAUGGUGCCGGAGUUCGGGAGGAUUUACCCAGCGUUCCCUUGCAAAGAGACUGUGCGGUGGAAGAAAAUUCUAUCGCCAAGGGUGCCGAAAUUCUUCUCGAAUUGUACCAGGGCAAUUUGGUGCAGCAGUUCACCCAGCUCUUCAGCAGGUGGACAGCCACUGGAGCAAACUUGGCCCUGGCCGGCCCCUUGACGUCGCUCUGUGCAUCCACAAUAGUCUUCACCUUGGCCCAGUGCGACGGGACACAUGCGAGCGCAGUCACCAUCUCUCAAGGCCUCUUUUCCCGUUCUUGUCAACCCGUAUCAUUUGCGCCUGAUACGAAAUUUACUGAGUACUGUGCCAAUUUCUGUGGAAGGAAUGCACGCUGGGAAACACUGGGAUUAUUUCUCACCGCGGUCUGUCGAGCCUCGGUUGAUCUGACGUAUGCAGAACCAAUGUAUGGAUCAGAGCAGAGACGACGUCAAAUCCAGAAGUUGACCCUCUCGUACUCGGACCGACUGUUGGAUCUUUGCUUGCCGCUCGACUGUAUGAAUGACCUGCAACUCUUUCUCACGUAUGAGAAUUUCAUCUCUCAUUCGCAGGUGGAUGGCGACCAGAGUUACCUAUCCUGGCGCAAACUCGGCGAUGUUGCAGCCUCUCUGUUUGCCCUCGGCCACCAUCAGCAACAAACCGAGAGUUUCCAGACAGUCCCUUCGUUCCUUCGCCAAUUACGCCAAACCGCCUUUUGUCGGACCUACUCGGCGGACAAGAACGUGUCCAUAUUUCUCGGCCGGCCACCCCGAAUCUUGCGCAAGUUUUGCCACUUUUAUCUGCCAGGGGACCCGGAACAAGCCGGUCCUCCCCAGGCGGCAUCCCGCAAGCCAGCAGUCUGGGACUCGUCCACUGAGCAGAUCGAUUACAUCACUGACUCGCGUUGGGCUGGCCUUUGUGCGAUUCUGAAAGAGGAUAUACUAGACCUCUUCAACGAGGAGAAUUAUGAGGAAAGAGUUCGUCGGGCAAGAAUAAUAGAAGCCGACGCUCACGCUCAAUGGCACGCAGUCCCACCGAGCUGCCGUCUCGAAGGCAACCUCAAAAGCUGCGACCGCCGACCGGUGGAGCGCGACUUCAUGGUGAACAUGAAGCUCAACUACAUCCACGUCCAGUUCCUGCUGCAGCUGGCGCUGCGGCGUCCCACCACCAUGAUGGAUCCAGACCCGAAUUUGCUCACACUUUCUCUCCAAAUGCUGGGUUUAGUCGUAGAGGCUAUUCUGCUCAAGGACCAGAUUGUCAACUCGGGUACCUCACUCGUGUGGAAGGUGGCAUAUUACGGCUUGUCCGCCGCGGGACUAAUUUCGAUGACGCUGGUUAACCGCGGCUUUGCCCCCAUAGCGUUACCAUCGGGCGGCAUCUCGAAAGUCUUUCAGGAGUUGAGCAUCCUGGUGGGGGAAAUCGAGCGGGGAACGUUGGUUUACAUCGACUCGCCGAAUUAUGCUCUCCUGUCUCGCGCCACACAAACCAUCAAGAGCAUUCUGGACCGGUCGAUGUCAUUUCAGCCGCUACAGCCGGGCACAGCAACAGUUUCGGGCGAACAGUUGAAUAUGAUCACGGCCCCGGAGCAACCAGAAGCAUUCGAUGAUGGGUCAUGGGGUCUGUGGGAUCAUAUGAAUUUGCAGGAGUUUGAGAUCAACUUUUGGCACCAACUGGCCGGACAUCCUUCACUGAAUUGAUAGUGAUAACAUUUCGAAGGGCAGAACGUUAG
Messenger RNA from Aspergillus aculeatus ATCC 16872, 2178 nucleotides. RefSeq lists its product as uncharacterized. Gene Ontology annotation, biological process: regulation of DNA-templated transcription. The transcript has 3 exons. The coding region runs from base 20 to 2146 and encodes 708 amino acids. Lineage: Eukaryota; Fungi; Ascomycota; Eurotiomycetes; Eurotiales; Aspergillaceae. The record is from RefSeq and is a predicted model, not a curated record. Gene Ontology annotation, molecular function: DNA-binding transcription factor activity, RNA polymerase II-specific; zinc ion binding. Gene Ontology annotation, cellular component: nucleus.